Zootermopsis nevadensis is the source of this 675-nucleotide messenger RNA. It is a transcript of the gene ND-B12, whose product is annotated as NADH dehydrogenase [ubiquinone] 1 beta subcomplex subunit 3. NCBI's taxonomy places the organism in Eukaryota, Metazoa, Arthropoda, Insecta, Blattodea, Termopsidae. The record is from RefSeq and is a predicted model, not a curated record. Gene Ontology annotation, cellular component: mitochondrion; respiratory chain complex I. Gene Ontology annotation, biological process: electron transport chain; mitochondrial respiratory chain complex I assembly.
CUUAUCAGGUGUUAAAGAACUGUUAUGAGAUCUAUACUGUUUACUGUAACAUAAUUAUUAUCCGUAUUAAAUUUCAGAAAGCAUGGGAGGCGAUCAUGGGCAUCACCACAAAUAUGAAGUACCAGAUUACAGAAUUUACAAGAUUGAAGAUUGCCCUAAGUUGUUAAAAGUACAAAAAGCUCUGGAGCAGAAGGGAUUAAAGGAUCCAUGGCUCCGGAAUGAAGCUUGGCGCUUUCAUCAUUCUUUCAAAACUGAGGGGUACAAAGCAAGGCGAGCCAUUUUCCGUGGAAUACAGUGGGGAUUUGCUGCAUUUGUAGUGACUAUUGCAAUUGAGAAGGUGUGGGAAACAAUGUCACCUAGUGAUCACAGUCAUGUACAUCACUAAUACACUGUAAAAUAGUUAUAUUGGAAAUACUCGUGCAGAAUACAAAGUUUUGGGUGUCAGGAUAACAAAACAUUCACAGAUAGUGAUUUGUUAAUUCAGUAUAUAAUGUUUCAUAUGGUUCUGUAUUUGUUUUUGUUACAUAUGACCCCCUAAAUUUGUGUGCUGUGCUGCAGUUUUGUUUUAAAGUAAAGGACUUUAGAGUAGUCACUUUGGUAAGUUUAAUUUAAUUAUGAUUAAAUAUAAAGCUGUAGUAUAAAUACAAAAUAUAAAAUAAAGCUGUUAUGAUUUCA